Molecule: messenger RNA, 1281 nt
Organism: Aspergillus pseudonomiae
Lineage: Eukaryota; Fungi; Ascomycota; Eurotiomycetes; Eurotiales; Aspergillaceae
Product: L-rhamnonate dehydratase
Exons: 3
Coding region: 1-1281 (426 amino acids)
Biological process (GO): carbohydrate catabolic process
Molecular function (GO): L-rhamnonate dehydratase activity; magnesium ion binding
Source: RefSeq, a predicted model, not a curated record
AUGGGCUCUAUAUCUGAAUUUCCCCGCAUCAAAGAGAUCCGCACCUUCAUCAUCGAUGGUGUAGGAUCCGGUGGUGAUUAUCACAAUGUCAAAGGAGGUCACUGGCUGAUCGACAGCAACAUCUCUACUCCCAUGACUAAAUGGGCGCAAUAUCGCGGAUCUCGUACAUCGUGGGGAAUCAAUGUCUUGGGCUCAUUCUGUGUGGAAAUAGAAGCCACAGAUGGAACCAAGGGUUUCGCGACUGGCUUUGGUGGCCCUCCAGCUUGCUGGUUGGUACACCAGCACUUCGAGCGUUUCUUGAUCGGCGCAGACCCUCGCGAUGUCAACGACCUGUUCGAGAAGAUGUACCGUGCGUCUAUGUUCUACGGCCGGAAGGGUCUUCCGGUUGCUGUCAUCUCGGUGAUCGACUUGGCACUCUGGGAUCUUCAGGGAAAGAUUCGUAACGAACCCGUUUACAAGCUCAUCGGAGGAGCUACUCGGACACGACUCGACUUCUACUGCACCGGACCCCAGCCCGCAUCAGCUGAGGCUAUGGGCUUCUCUGGAGCUAAGGUAGCUCUGCCCCACGGCCCAGACGAGGGUACCGAAGGACUCCUGAAGAACGUGGCAUACCUGCGCAAGCAGCGCGAGAGCGUUGGUCCUGACUUCCCCUUGCGCGUGGACUGCUACAUGUCGUUGAAUGUUCCCUACACUAUUCAGCUUGUCAAAAAAUGUGAAGCUGAGGGAAUCGACAUUGACUGGUGGGAGGAGUGCCUGAGCCCCGAUGACUUCGACGGCCAUGCUCUCCUCAAGCGAGCCCACCCCACUGUGAAGUUCACCACCGGCGAACACGAAUACUCCCGUUACGGUUUCCGCAAGCUCGUCGAAGGUCGUAACCUUGAUAUCGUCCAGCCCGACGUCAUGUGGGUUGGUGGCAUGACAGAAUUGCUCAAGGUCUCUGCGCUCGCAGCCGCAUACGAUAUCCCCGUUGUCCCUCAUGCAUCAGGCCCAUACUCGUACCACUACGUGGUUUCACAGCCCAACACACCAUUCCAGGAGUACCUUGCCAACUCUGCUGAUGGACAUACCGUUGAACCAGUUUUUGGAAACCUGUUCCUCAACGAGCCUAUUCCCACCAAGGGUUACCUCGAUGUCUCCAUCCUAGACAAGCCAGGCUUCGGUCUCGAGCUUAACCCCGCCGCUCCCUUGAUCCCAGCUUCUGCCCUCCUCACUCCUGCUCCUCAGAAGAGCCUGGCUCCGCCUACGGAUAAGGAAAAUGGAGCCAAUGGCGCGGCUCACUAG